AUGGCACCUGUCGAUAGCGAGAAGGGAACCGGAAGCGCCGAUGGCGGCGACGACAAACCAGAGGAGGGCGACUAUGCCACCGGCAUGAAGCUCUUCAUUCUCAUGACCUCCCUCCUCCUGUGCCAGUUUCUUGUUGCCCUGGACAUGAGUAUCAUCGCUACCGCCAUUCCCAAAAUCACUCGCGAGUUCCAAAGUCUGGACCAGGUCGGAUGGUAUGGGUCCGGUUUCCUGCUUACCCUCGCCGGCUUCGUCUCUCUCUGGGGAAAGGCCUUCAAGCAUGCCAGCAUCAAAUGGGUCUUCUUGUUCGCCGUAGUCGUCUUUGAGCUUGGCAGCUUGAUCUGUGGUGUGGCUCAGAACAGCACAACCCUCAUCGUUGGUCGCGCCAUUCAGGGGUUUGGAGGUGCCGGCAUGACAAGCGGAGUCUACCUCAUUGUCUCCGUCUCUGUCGUCCAGAAACUCGUCCCCGCCCUCCUCGGUCUUCUCAGUGGCAUCUUCAGUAUUGCUAGUGUUGUCGGUCCCCUUCUUGGUGGCGCCUUUACAGACCGUCUUAGUUGGCGUUGGUGCUUCUACAUCAACCUCAUCGUCGGCGCGCCCUCCAUCCUCUUCCUCGCUUUCUUCUACAACCCUCCUACCCAUCAUAAGAUCGAGGCCAUCGGCUGGAAGGACUUCAUCUAUACUCUGGACCUCCCGGGUGUCGCCGUCGUUCUUGGCGGGCUGACGUGCUUCAUCCUCGCCAUUGAAUACGGCGGUGUUACCAAGGCCUGGAACUCGGGUACUGUCAUCGGCCUGCUCGUCGCCUUCUUUGUCCUCGUCAUCAUCUUUAUCGUUCUCGAAUGGUAUCAGGGUGACCGCGCCCUACUUGUUGGCCGCCUCAUGAAGCGUAGGACCAUCGCGGCUUGCGCAGUCUUCGUAUCCAUGAUCAACUUCUCCUUCUUCCCCCUGGCCUACAAUCUUCCCAUCUACUUCCAGGCUGUCAAUGGGGUUUCCCCCCUGCAGAGUGGCAUCCGUUUGCUGCCAACUAUCCUGCCCAUGACCCUCUUCAGUCUCUUCUCCGCCCCCGGUAUCGUGCUGGUCGGAUGGUACCAGCCGUGGCUGAUGACCGGUGCAUCGCUCGCCGCCAUUGGAGCCGGCCUCAUCUACAUGCUGGACAUCGACUCAACGAGCGCGCAAUGGAUUGGCUUCCAAUUCGUCGCCGGCGUCGGCACGGGUCUUGCGAUGCAGCCGCCGGUCAUCAUCGCCAACGCCAUCACCCCGAAGCAAGACAACAGCAUGGCCAUGUCGGACGUGCUUUUCUUCCAAUUCAUCGGAGGUACCUUUGGCAUUGGCAUGGCCCAGGCCAUCUUCAACAACGGUCUCAUCAGCAGUCUGCCCGAGCUGGCACCGAUGGUCUCUCCGGCCGAGGUUCUGAGCAUUGGCGCGUACGAUUUGCAGAACGUCCUAUCGGGUGAUGCCCUGACCGGCGUGCUGAAGGCGUAUAUGCGCGGUCUGCACAACGCAUGGGCCAUGAGCAUUGCCGGCGCCGCUGUUGCCGUGUUCCUGCCCUUGUUUGGAGCCUACAUGAAGCUUCCCAAGACACCUCCCAAGAGUUGGGACGAGAAGCCGACCACCGACAAGGUCGACGCGCAGUCUUAAACUUCUUUUGGGGCUCCUUACAGCAGCAAGACCGUCCGUGAAGGACAAUGAGUUGCACAUAGGAACCUAGCAGCAGGAUAAGGGAAGGUUUUCG
Colletotrichum phormii is the source of this 1726-nucleotide messenger RNA. RefSeq names its product putative MFS transporter. Gene Ontology annotation, molecular function: transmembrane transporter activity. The record is from RefSeq and is a predicted model, not a curated record. Gene Ontology annotation, biological process: transmembrane transport. The transcript has 6 exons. Gene Ontology annotation, cellular component: plasma membrane. The coding region runs from base 1 to 1632 and encodes 543 amino acids. Lineage: Eukaryota; Fungi; Ascomycota; Sordariomycetes; Glomerellales; Glomerellaceae.